AUUUCAACUAAUUAACAUAUCUCGUCUCCAUAUUAUAGAUUCCAUAUCAUUUUGCUAUAUACAUUUGAUGGAGAAAAACAAAGAGCUAACAAUGCCAACUCUAAAUCUCCUUUCAAUUUUAAUCUUUAUUGUUUCAUCCAUUAAUGCAGGAGCGGAUCAUGCCCAACUCAAUCAUCAAAAUUCAUGGGCGAAGAGAGUGGAGAGAGGAAAUGAGGUAACAACCACUCUCCAAUUCUACUUCCACAACAUACCUAACGGGCCGGGCCCAACAUCGGUGAGGAUAGCCGAAGCAGCCCAAACCAACAGCUCGCGCACUUUUUUCGGAGCUCUGAUGAUGAUUGACGAUCCGCUGACCGUGGGGCCCGACCCAUCUUCAAGGAUUGUGGGUCGGGCCCGGGGCCUAAUGGGGUCGGCCGGGCUUAACAAGUUCACCCUUAUCAUGGCCGUUAGCUACGUGUUUACCGACGGAAUAUACAAUGGUAGCUCGUUCAGCCUUCUUAGUAUCAACGAGGUGUUGCGGCCGGCUCAAGAGAUGGCCGUCGUCGGUGGGACCGGGCUUUUCCGGCUGGCCCGUGGGCAUGUGGUUGCGCGAACGCACUCGAUCGAUGCCAUGAGUGUAGCUAUUGUUGAAUACAAUGUUACAAUUGCUACGUAUGAUUAUUCGAAGCACCCACACGAGUGAUGGUUAUAGAAUAUUUCCAUUUGAUGUUUCUGUUUAUUAAUUUUCCACUUUGAAUAAUCAUAUAGUAUCAUUAGGAAUUUAAAUUUCUUUGUUUUCUUAGAAGACAUUUACUU
This is a messenger RNA of Salvia miltiorrhiza (redroot sage), 795 nucleotides long. Its product is annotated as dirigent protein 23-like. The record is from RefSeq and is a predicted model, not a curated record. Lineage: Eukaryota; Viridiplantae; Streptophyta; Magnoliopsida; Lamiales; Lamiaceae. The coding region runs from base 68 to 682 and encodes 204 amino acids. The transcript has a single exon.